Plasmodium inui San Antonio 1 is the source of this 624-nucleotide messenger RNA. RefSeq lists its product as hypothetical. The record is from RefSeq and is a predicted model, not a curated record. Lineage: Eukaryota; Apicomplexa; Aconoidasida; Haemosporida; Plasmodiidae. The coding region runs from base 1 to 624 and encodes 207 amino acids. The transcript has 5 exons.
AUGAACGCUCAUACACUUAAAGAGAGCGACAUUAAUGACAUGAUUUUGGACCUCAUGAAGAACAAGAAGAGGGGUACCGUGGCGAGGAAGAAGAAAACGAAGAAAAGCCCCUCAAAGGGCAGCUUAACCAAGGAAGAAAUAAAGAGGUUGGGCGAGGAACAAAUGGAGAGGAAAAACAACAGACAUGGGCGGAAAAGGCUAUGUGUGCACUGUAAAGGUGCUGACCUGUUCAGCAAUGGCGUGGCCACGUUCAAACAACAAGAGCAAAUAUACAGGGACGAGGAGGCGCACACGCUGCAGUACAUAAGAGGCGAGGCUGCGAGCAAAGAGAAGGAGCUAAACGACUACUAUCUGUACUGCCAAAAGUUUAAAAAUGAAUACAAGACGAAUUUCAACGAAGUCCUGAAGCAGUCGGAGGAAAUGCGAAAGGAACUUUCGAACCUCCGCAGUGAGUACCUGGAUCUCAAGUUACUCCUAGAGGACCAAAGAAAAAUGGAGCUCAACGGCAUGUUCAAUUUUUACCAAAAAAAACUGCAGGACAUCAAAGCCCACUGCAUCAGCCAGACGUUCUGCGACGAAAAUUUGAAAAAUAUCGUCCACGAAAUUUUGAGGGUCAUCCAUUAG